UUUGUGGGGGGUCUGAGUGAGAAAGUUGAUGAACAGUCACUUGGAUCAAGGCUGACCCACUUUGGCACUGUGUCUGGCAUUGACUUGAAGGAGAAAACUGAUCCUGAAGGAAAUGUUGUGUCAAGAUUUUCCUAUGUUAACAUAGAUGCACCUUCAGAAAAGAUUGAUGAGUAUUGAGAAUCUUCGAAGCCUUCGGAAUAGCAAAGAUAAUAGUGAGGCUACAGUUGAUAAUGAUACAAGUGACAGUCAUGAUUUUGGGGAUAUCAGAAAAGAACACCAGCCUCAGGAGGAGAUUUUGGCUAAUCUGGAAGUCUCGGAUGGGUGCUCCACUACACUCAAACUCAAAACUGCUGAGGACAUAGCAUCAAGUAAUGAGGGCAUGCCUAGAUAUGACCCAACUUUGGCCAACCAGUCAUCAACACAGAAUGAAGAGAUAAAACAAACUGCACCCUCUGAAGCACAAACAGGAAAUAAGUAUGUAAAAGUGUCUAAAGUUCUCAACUUCAAGCAGAAUUCUUCAGGAUUCAGCUUUUUGGCUCGAUUUUCUCAACAAGUAAAGGACAAGAGAGAUGACACUGAAAAUGAAAAAUUGCCAGUUCAAGUAAUAGUACCCCCUAAACCUGUCAUACCUGCACAGCUUCAGGUCAAGAAGAAACCUUUCUUUAUUCACUCAGAUGAUCCACUGAUUGAAGAUGCUAUAGCAUGGAUGGCUCAGUCACUCACAUGUGAAGUAGAAAAGGAGUUUAUAAAAAUACAACCUCAGCUUAGGUCCCUUUACAAGAUCCGAUCCCAGAGAGCCAUGAAGGAAUCGAGAUUUUCAAGAGGUCGUGGCCGUGGUCAAGCAAGAGGUGGUAGAGGCAUAGGGAGAGGAGCUCCAUACUAGGAUCAUAGGUGGAGGGAAAAUAAGUGGAAAAAAUAAGUAAAAUAUGAAAUAACUAUAUUAUUGAAGAAAUAAUUCAGAUCACAUUGUUACUCAUUUACAGCUAAUGAAGUUUAUUACAGAUUUUAGUAUUUCUCAGAUUCGAAAUAAAAGAAUAAAAAUU
Messenger RNA from Cherax quadricarinatus, 1043 nucleotides. Lineage: Eukaryota; Metazoa; Arthropoda; Malacostraca; Decapoda; Parastacidae. The record is from RefSeq and is a predicted model, not a curated record.